GCGAAUAUCGGGCAUUAAUUUCAUUCAGGGACUGAAGUGCUUUCGAAAUGAUAAUGAAACCGCACAAAUGGUGACUCGCCGGCUGCGGCCCGUUUAAAAUGUGAACGGGACGUCCGGGCCAGCAGCAGCACCGAGUCGAUACGUUUUCUAAUUUAACUGCCCUUGCUGCUCUGUCACAUAUUACGCAAGGUGACUGUCGCUCACAAAAGAGGAACUGAUGAGCCCUCUCGAAAUAACCGCGAAGAUCAUUGAUGCCAUUUAUCGUAUCGUGGAUCGAGUUAAAAAGUGAUACUUGUUAGCUUCUGACAUUUUUCUUGCACGUAAAGUGGAAUAACGUAAGCCGCGUUUUUCGGGUCGCUCGCCGGAUUAAAGCCGGCAGCUCUCGCCGGACGUGACCUGGCAAAUUGAUAGUCUUGACGCGAGACAAACAUAUCUUGACGCUUCAAAAACUGGAUGGAAAAGAAAAAAAAAAAAAAAAAAGUCAUCUAACAUCCAUAUUGUUCAGUCGCAGAAGUGGAAUUUUGAUUGAUAUUUGCCAGCCGAACGGGGAGUUUCUUGAGCAAGAACAAGACUUUCAUGCCUCAUUUUAGAUAGUUGGCAAUUUUUUUUUUUUUGGUAAUCAUUAAAAUUCCGCAGGGUUGUUUUACAAAACUGUUCUCUGUGGCGACAUCUAUGUCCUUAUUUUAAGAUAACCUAGCUCAUUGAAAAGUACCUUAGAUGAAAGAUAUUUUUGGGUGGUGGUGGGGGAACAAGUCAAAAGCUCUAAUAAGUCAAUAACUGCCUGGUAUGAGGGAGUUAGUAUUUUUUUUUUUUUUUUUUUAACAGUGUAGUCCUUGGUUGUUAAGUUGAAUCUGGUCCUGAUAAGUUGAGCACUUGGAGCUGCCUCUUAAAGUUCUCUCGUCGCUCGAGCUGGCGGUGCAUUAUUUAAAUAGAAGCUCACUCCGCUGACGAGGCCCCGAGCAGAGGAGCGACCCACCCUCGCCCGAGACCUCGCCGAGCUCCCCCCGUCCCCUCAGGACCAGCGUCUUCCUGACGCGAUCAUUCAAAACUGUUUCUCCAACGCCUGCAACAGAAACUGAGACUGUUUUCCAAAGCAGAGGCGGCUCAGCCCUCCCAAGCGGAAGCGAUGGGGAGCGUGCGAAGCCACCGCUACAGCAUCGUGUCCUCCGAGGAGGACGGCAUGAAGCUGGCCAACGUGGCCGUGCCCAACGGCUACGGCAACGGCGACGCCAACAAGGUGGAGCACCGGCGCCAGAGUCGCUUCGUGCGCAAGGACGGCCACUGCAACGUGCAGUUUAUCAACAUGAGCGAGAAGGGCCAGCGCUACCUGGCGGAUAUCUUCACCACCUGCGUGGACAUCCGCUGGCGUUGGAUGCUGCUCAUCUUCUGCCUUUCCUUCCUGCUCUCGUGGUUGUUCUUCGGUCUGGUCUUCUGGCUGGUGGCGCUCUCCAACGGCGACCUGGAGGCCGAGACGCAGGUGUGCGUCUCCAACGUGGACAGCUUCACGGCCGCCUUCUUGUUCUCCGUGGAGACCCAGACCACCAUCGGCUACGGAUACCGCUACGUGACGGAAGACUGCCCUGUCGCCGUCUUCAUGGUUGUCUUCCAGAGCAUCGUGGGAUGCAUCAUCGACGCGUUCAUCAUCGGCGCGGUCAUGGCCAAGAUGGCCAAGCCCAAAAAACGGAACGAGACCUUGGUGUUCAGCUACUACGCCACGGUAGCCGUGAGGGACGGCAAACUGUGCCUUAUGUGGCGCGUGGGGAACCUGAGAAAGAGCCACCUGGUGGAGGCCCACGUCAGGGCGCAGCUCCUCAAGUCCCGGACGACCGCAGAGGGCGAGUUCAUCCCUCUGGACCAGGUGGAUAUCGACGUCGGCUUCGACAGCGGCAUUGACAGAAUCUUCCUGGUGUCUCCCAUCACCAUCGUCCACGAGAUUGACGAGGACAGCCCCUUCUACGAGAUGAACAAGCAGGAGCUGGAGACGUCGGAGUUUGAGAUCGUGGUGAUCCUGGAGGGCAUGGUGGAGGCCACGGCCAUGACCACGCAGUGCCGCAGCUCCUACGUCGCCAGCGAGAUCCUGUGGGGCCACCGCUUCGAGCCGGUGCUUUUUGAAGACAAGAACUACUACAAGGUGGACUACUCGCGCUUCGACAACACGUACGAGGUCUCCGGCACGCCGCACUGCAGCGCCAGAGAGUUAGCCGAGAAAACGUCCAACGCCUCCAGCCCAAGAAACUCCUUUUGUUACGAGAACGAGGUGGCUCUGGAAAAGAUUGAGAUGGAGGAGGAACUGGAGGAAGCCGAAGCGAACGGCGCGACGACGAACGCGGAGGAUCGUCCGCUCGAAGACAGCAACUCGGACGCGGUCUCGGACUUUGAACAAAAUCGGGACUCUUUGCAUUUAGAAUCGAGAUCUUUGACAGCCGAGUCGGAACUAUAAAACUGCACUUUGUAAUGUAAUCAGCUGCUUCCUGUGGAUAAAGGAUUGUCGAAAAGGUUUCACCGCAGCCUUUGCGGCCUUUCACACGCGAAGCAUCACGGGAAUGCACACUUAAGUCUAUAUUGUAGUGCGAGAGCCCAAAAACCCAGGGAAGCAUUUUUUUAAGGAGCCUUCUUCUGAUCAGGGACCAUUUAA
Messenger RNA from Syngnathoides biaculeatus (alligator pipefish), 2635 nucleotides. Its product is annotated as inward rectifier potassium channel 2-like. Bases 1127 to 2440 code for a protein of 437 amino acids. Lineage: Eukaryota; Metazoa; Chordata; Actinopteri; Syngnathiformes; Syngnathidae. Gene Ontology annotation, biological process: potassium ion import across plasma membrane; regulation of monoatomic ion transmembrane transport. The transcript has 2 exons. The record is from RefSeq and is a predicted model, not a curated record. Gene Ontology annotation, molecular function: inward rectifier potassium channel activity. Gene Ontology annotation, cellular component: plasma membrane.